Molecule: messenger RNA, 3152 nt
Organism: Syngnathoides biaculeatus (alligator pipefish)
Lineage: Eukaryota; Metazoa; Chordata; Actinopteri; Syngnathiformes; Syngnathidae
Gene: fbxw5
Product: F-box and WD repeat domain containing 5
Exons: 10
Coding region: 184-2025 (613 amino acids)
Biological process (GO): protein ubiquitination
Cellular component (GO): Cul4-RING E3 ubiquitin ligase complex; SCF ubiquitin ligase complex
Molecular function (GO): protein binding
Source: RefSeq, a predicted model, not a curated record
UUCCACUUAAGAGCGACGAUGUGUUCUGCUGUCGGCUAGUCGGGCCUCGCCGCUCCUCGGCUCUCUGUUGUUACUUUUCCCAGGCGGCUAGCCGUUAGCCGCUAGCCGCUCGCCAGCAGGCGAAAUUGCGAUCUAGCAGAAUGAGCACGACGUGGGCGGUUGAACACAAGUGAAGUGAACUCGAUGAUCCAGGAUGUCAGGAUGGACUGGCGGCCAUUUUUGCCAGACGUCCUGGUGUUGGAGAUCUUCCUGCGUCUGCCCCACGACGCCGUGCUGAGGGCGGGCCUCACCUGUCGCCAGUGGCUGGCCGUCUCCAGGGACGAGUUCCUAUGGCGGGAGCUGUUCUACUCGUACUACCGCAUCCCCCGCGCCGUACCCCGACACCCAGCUGCCGCGUCGUGGUACAAGGAGUUCAAGCGUCUGUUUGACUGCAUCCCGUGCGUGGAGGUCCAAACGCUGAGGGAGCACAGCGACCAGGUGCUCCAUUUGGCCUUCUCCCACCGGGGCCACCGCUUCUCCUCGUGCUCCAAAGACUGCACCGUCAAGCUUUGGGACACGGAGCGGCCCGACGGCAACAUCUCGCUGGUGCACAGUUCCAGCAUGCGUCAGUUCAACUGGGGCUACACGCAGUUCUCGCAGUUCAACGCCGACGACAGCCUGCUGCUGGUGUCGGGCGUCUACCUGGGGCCGCAUCACUCGUCCUCGGGGGAGAUCGCCGUCCUCAGUCUGGAGAACUACACGCUGCUGUCGCGGGUGAGGAACAAGCCGUACGACGUGUUUGGCUGCUGGCUCAACGAGACCCACCUGAUCUCGGGCAACCUGCACUGGAUCGGCAACAUGACGUCGUGCUCCGUGCUCUGGCUCAACAAAGCCUUCCAGGAUAUCGAGUCGGAGAACGUCAACGUGGUGAAGCGUCUCUUCAAGAUCCAGAACAUCAACGCCAGCACCAUCCGCACCGUCAUGGUGGCCCACUGCCGCCGUCACGACAACCCGGACCUGCUGCUGGACUACGACGCUCAGUCUCAGGCCCGCGGGCCCGACGGCCAACAGCAGCACCGGCAGCGGCGGCCGCACCGGCCGCUCCUCUUCGACCUGGGAACGUCCGGCAGCGACGAGGAAGACGAGGAGGCCCCGGCGGACCCGAGAGACGGCGGAUGUCACGGAUCGCCCGCCUCCAUUUCCGGCCUGGAGCACUUGAAGCAGACUUGUAAGAACAUGGAGCCCAGCCAGGUGGCCCUGGAGAGACAGGUGGCUCAGAUGAUGGGGCGGGUCUACACCAAAGCCCCAGACUCAAACCUAAUGGAGACCUCGGAGUCCGCCGAAGGCGAGGACAAGACGUACUUGUUGUUUACCACCGGCAGCCUCACGUACUCUCCUCACCAGAUAGGCAUUAAGAGGAUCAAGCCGGACCAGAUGACCACCUGCGGACCCGUGCUGGGAGAGGAACGCAGCUCCGACGAGUUCUUCGACUCGCUGGACCACGUCAUCGACAUCCACGGGCACAUCAUCGGGAUGGGCCUCUCUCCGGAUAACCGGUACCUGUACGUGAACAGCCGGGCGUGGCCCGCGGGCUGCGUCAUCUCCGACCCGAUGUGCCCGCCGCCCAUCGCCGAGGAGAUCGACCUUCACGUGAUCGACCUGAAGAGUCUCAGGGAGGAGCGGCGCAGUCUCCGGGCGCACCGGGCCUUCACGCCCAACGACGAGUGCUUCUUCAUCUUUCUGGACGUCAGCAGGGAUUUCGUUGCCAGCGGCGCCGAAGACAAGCACGGCUACAUCUGGGACCGCCACUACAACAUCUGCCUGGCCCGGCUGGCCCACGACGACGUGGUCAACUCGGUGGCCUUCAGCCCCGCCGACCAGGAGCUGCUGCUGUCCGCCAGCGACGACGCCACCGUCAAGGUGUGGCGCUCCCGCCGGGCCGUGCGCGUGGCGCGGGACGCCGCCCGCCUCGCCCGGACCCAGCGCCGCCCCGGCCUCUUGGCCUCCUGGCUCUACCGCGGCAGGGGCCUCAACGGCAAGUUGUGACACUCGACACUAGGGGGCGCCAUUUCCUAAAUGUGCGAGCACACAUUAUUGACAGCUGAACUGUUACGAGACUUUGUUUCUUUUUAAUAUCACUUUGUUACGGACAGACAUGACACUAGGUACUUCUUUUUUAAUUUUAUUUUUUUAAAUUUUAUUCUGGGCGCAAUACAGAUAUAACUUGAGACACAAAAUGAGAAUAUGUGGACCCCAAACUACAAAUUUCUGUCCUCGAAGUAGAAUUUUAGAAUUUUUUUUUUUUUUUUUUUGCCCAGAAUACUCAGUAGAGGGCAUCAAAUAUUAAUUUGUGCUCACAGUAUACAUAUAUCACGUACACAAAAUACUGGUGCAGGUGGCUACGAACUAGGUACGACACGUGUGCACAAAAGUAUUCAUUUUUGGUAACAAAAUACUAAAUUGUGGUCACACUAUAGAUAUAAUAUAGAUUAAAAAAUACGCAGGUACCUUAUAUACCCAUAAUAUGAAUUAUGGCCACAAAGUUGGUAUAAUGUGCACACGAAAUAAUAAUUUGUCGCACCGAAAUAAAAAAUACCGUGAGCACAUUUCAAAGAUUGAAUUAUGGCCACAAAGUUGGUAUAAUGUGCACACGAAAUAAUAAUUUGUCGCACCGAAAUAAAAAAUACCGUGAGCACAUUUCAAAGAUUGAAUUAUGGCCACAAAGUUGGUAUAAUGUGCACACGAAAUAAUAAUUUGUCGCACCGAAAUAAAAAAUACCGUGAGCACAUUUCAAAGAUUUUUUUUUUUUUUUUCUGUGUCACGUUUGGGGCCACACAGUCCGAACACUAAGUUAUUUUUUUGUCGUUGUUUUAACAUCAUAUCUCACGGUUUUGUGGACUAUUUUUUUAAAAAAAAAAGAGAAAACUCUUCAUAUUGGGACUAAGUCGUUCAAACGGGAUCGACCGCGUUCGUCAACACUGCACGGGUACUUAAACCCGCGUCCAGUGGAUGGACAUAUAAAUUUUGUCUUUUUGUUUUUCUUUUUAGGAUUUUGCCAAUUUUGUUUUUACAUACAUUGAUUUAAAAGAUUUAUUUGUAUGUAUUGAACAGCACACUGGAUUCCUUAACACUGUUCGAAUUGAAAUAAAACAACUCCAGUUGCCAACACGUUA